Lottia gigantea (owl limpet) is the source of this 1158-nucleotide messenger RNA. RefSeq lists its product as hypothetical. The annotation marks the transcript as partial. The record is from RefSeq and is a predicted model, not a curated record. NCBI's taxonomy places the organism in Eukaryota, Metazoa, Mollusca, Gastropoda, Lottiidae. The transcript has 9 exons. Gene Ontology annotation, molecular function: protein binding.
UGUUCUCAGGUUUGUCAUAGAUUUAAUGCUAUUACUAAAGAUGAUGCAUUAUGGAAAAUACAGGCCAUACGACAAUUUUUACUCAAAACAAAUGAUGUGUCUACUACAUGGAAGGAAACAUUUCAAGAUUAUUACAAGAAAUUCAAAGAUGAGUUAGAAGUUUAUCCUGCUAUACGUCAUGCUUGGAAUCAAAUGGAGAGCUAUAUCGAGAAAUAUAUGCCUAUGGAGUUUGAAUCUUUAAGAGGUCCAGUAUCAGAUGAAGAUUUACUAUAUGCAGAAAGAAAACUAAAAAGGCGUUUUCCUCCUGAUAUUAGAUGUUCUAUGAAAAUACAUAAUGGACAAACACCUGAACCAGGACCAGGAUUAUUUGGUUUAGCUAUGUUAUCAGAUUAUAUUAUAUCUGAAAAGUUAUUAGAUUGUAGAACUAUAAAGAUACAGUUUUUAUAUUUCAGAUUAUUUGGAUGUGUGAGAUUAACAGAGUGUUUUGCCUCAUCAACCUCAAGAUACCUAUCUUUAACAGAAAGUAGUGGUUAUCCUGAAAAUCAAAUAUUUUAUCCUUGUAAUGCUACCUCAGAUUUAACUAGAUGUGAUCAUUUUAUAAUAGGUUACUGUUACAGAUUAUAUAUUUACUGUUACUGUAGGAACUAUUUUAUUAUAGAUUUAAACAGGAUGAAGACUGAACUAUUUUAUUAUAGAUUUAAACAAGAUGAAGACUGUAUAGCUGUUACAGAUGAUAUAUUUACUGUUACUGUAGGAACGUAUUUUAUGGCACAAAUGAGUACUGUUAAUCCUCCAAUGUUCCUAUUUGCUUACAGAAUCAACAUGUCAAUGAAAAGUGAUGCCAGUUCAAGUAAAUCCUGUAAAUUAGAAACUAGACAUUGGAUUAUUACUGAUGAAGAAGGUUCUGAAGAAAGAGUUGAUGGUGCAGGUGUUAUAGGAGAAUACCCAGUCAUGGUACCUGGAAGGACUUAUUCUUGGACAAGCUGUACAAGUUUUAAAACAACUUAUGGCAAUAUGAAAGGAUAUUUUAUGAUGAGAGGUCUAGAAAAUGGCGACUCCAUCCGAAUUGAUUGCCCUUGCUUUCAUAUGAAGUGCCUACCAUAUGAAACAUAUGAACAAAGAAAAGAGAGACAGUUACGGCUGAAAAAGAAAUUAUGA